Molecule: messenger RNA, 1875 nt
Organism: Acanthoscelides obtectus
Lineage: Eukaryota; Metazoa; Arthropoda; Insecta; Coleoptera; Chrysomelidae
Source: the annotation of a GenBank genome assembly
AUGGAUAACAAAUGUCAGGACCUAAUCAUCUACUACCAAAAUACAAGAGGACUACGAUCUAAAACAACGGAGUUCUUUAAUAAUGUUCGUGCAAGUGAUUAUGACAUAAUAGGCCUGACAGAGACGUGGCUCACAGAUGGUGUAUGCAGCAGCGAAUUAUUUGGAGCGGAUUACACAGUAUUUAGAAGAGAUCGUGAGAGUUCAUGUUCACAAAAAAGUGAUGGUGGUGGUGUGUUAAUCGCGGUAAAAAAUGUCUUCAACUCAAAACGCUGUUGUGAACUCGAAUCUGAUGCUGAAGAUCUUUGGGUAUCAAUUGAACAUAUGAACGGUACCAAAUUAUUUAUAAGCUGUAUAUAUUUACCACCUAAGAAUAGCAUUUCAUAUGCCUCAGUUGUAAGCAAAUUAUACCAGAAUGAAGGUUUUUUUCGACAAAAUACGGUGUUGUUGGUUGGUGACUUUAAUCUUCCAAGUGUCAAUUGGCAACCAGUACUUAAUGAACAUUUUAUGGAGGCACUUAAUGUUGAAGAGAAAACGAGUGCCUUACUUGACAUAUUGUCGUAUCUACAGUUAAUGCAAUUUAAUAAAAUUUACAACUCAAAUAACCGUUUAUUAGACUUGAUACUUAGUAACGAAUGUUCAAUAUAUAAUAUUUCGAAUUCGGUUGACAUAUUGGUUCCUGAGGAUAAUCACCAUCCUGCAAUUACAUUUUGUUUUAAGCAUGUUUUACUUAAGCCAUUAAUGCACCAGAGCCGAUGCCUUUACAACUUUAAUAAAGCUGACUAUACUUCCAUACAUAAUACUCUUUUAGACAUAGAAUGGGAAAAAUUAUUUAGUACCAAAUCUGUAGAUGAAGCUGUAGCCAUAUUCUAUAACAUACUCAAUGAAACUACUCACAAAUUUACACCAACAUAUAAAAUUCGAGGAAAAUACCCAAUAUACUUUAAACUUGAAACAAUACAAACAGUUAAGAGAAAAAAUAAGUAUCAUAGACUAUACAAACGUUUUAAUGAUCCAUACUCAUAUCAGAUAUUCUGUGACCUUAGAGCCAAAUCAAAAAUCUUAAUUAAGGAAAACCUGGAUGAAUACAUAACAAUGAUGGAAAACAAUAUAUUGAACGACAGCCGAUACUUUUGGAGAUACGUUUCAAGUAAGAAAAAAUGUCAUGUCUCUAUACCUAGUUCUAUAAAUCAUUCAAACUAUGAAGUUAAAACCGGAAGUGGGGUGUGUAAUGCCUUUGCUGAUUUCUUUGCAAGUGUAUAUGUUAAAUCUAAACAGUUUUAUUUAAACAAGGAUGCUAGUCCUAUUGAUGUUACCUUAAUAUCCAUUGAAGAAAUAUAUCAACAAAUAGUGUCCUUAGAAAUUAAAAAAUCAGUAGGCCCUGACGGCAUACCUUCUGUAUUUAUAAAAAACUGUUCCGCUAGCUUAUGUUUACCACUUCACCUAAUUUUCAAACUAUCAUUAACUCAAAGAGUCUUUCCAACGAGAUGGAAAGAAGGUGAAAUAUUGCCUAUUCAUAAAGGAGGAGAUAGACAUCUUGUGGAAAAUUAUCGACCUAUCACUAAACUUUGUAUUUUCUCAAAAAUUUUUGAAAAGCUGAUUUAUGAUGCUAUCUUAAACAUUACAAAAAAUAUCAUUACGGAACACCAGCAUGGAUUUUUCCCUAAAAGAUCUGUAGAGACGAAUUUGAUGAGUUUAAUAGAAUAUGCCUCUCACGCAAUAGAUGAGAAACUGCAGGUGGAUGUUAUUUAUACCGACUUCAGUAAGGCUUUCGACAAGAUUGAUCAUUCUAUCUUGAUGGAGAGACUUGCUGAGGUGGGUGUAGAUGGUCCAUUGUGGCAGUGGCUAGCAAUGGUUAUCGUUCGGAGACAUUCUUAG